Colias croceus (clouded yellow) is the source of this 1694-nucleotide messenger RNA. Its product is annotated as juvenile hormone esterase-like. The record is from RefSeq and is a predicted model, not a curated record. NCBI's taxonomy places the organism in Eukaryota, Metazoa, Arthropoda, Insecta, Lepidoptera, Pieridae. Bases 67 to 1680 code for a protein of 537 amino acids. The transcript has 3 exons.
GCCGCAACGGCCUUCUUAAAAUAUAGAGGGUUCAAUUAUAACAUAAAUUAGGGAAUUGUAAGCGUCAUGGCAACAUUAUACACAGCUGUUAUUUUUGCCGCCAUAAUUGGGAUAACGUUUGCAUUUGAAAAAUCCUUAGUUGUAACGACUACAGAGGGAAAAGUGGAGGGAAAUUUGUCGCCUACUGGUUUGUAUUAUGAGUUUUUGGGAAUCAGGUAUGGAGUUCCUGUCAAAUUUAGGGCCCCAGCUCCACCACCUACAUACUCUGGCAUCUACAAAGCUGACCACCAAGCCGUGCUUUGCCCACAGUUCACUACAUACGACCCUCUAGCCGCCCCUAGCGAUAACGAAGACUGCCUCGUCUUGAACAUUUUCACUCCAGCUUUCAUCAACUCCACCUGUCCUGUUAUGGUCUUCCUCCAUGGUGGAGAUUUCGGCGUCGGUUCUUGUUCCUCCAUAUUCUACGGCCCACAGUUCCUUAUCAGUCACGGAGUCAUUGUAGUUACGAUAAAUUACAGGCUAAAUGUGUACGGCUUUCUUAAUCUUGGAACUAAAGAUGCUCCAGGAAAUGCUGGACUCAAGGAUAUUAGAGCGGCAUUGCGGUGGAUUCAGAACAAUAUACGCAAUUUCCAAGGAGACCCGGAUAAUGUUACCGUGUUCGGACAAGGCAGUGGUGGUGUAGCAGCUAUAUACUUAACAAUGUCUGAUAGCACUAAGGGUUUGUUCCGCAGGAUUAUCUCUGAAAGCGGUACGCCGUUUUCACCUCGUUCAUUCGAUCAUUUCCCGUUAACAACCGCUAGUAAUAUUGCUAAAUGUUUGAGCCUCAAAACCAAAGACCCUAAAGCUUUGUUCAAAUUGUAUUCAGAAACUCCGAUUGCUAAAGUAGAAGAAGCUAUACAGACACAAUUGAAUGCUAAAUCAGUAUUCUUGCCAUCAGUCGAGAAAGUAUUCAAAGAUGAGGAACCGUUUUUAACAGACACUCCAUAUAAUAUUCUGACGAAUAAACCUAGUUGCUUCCAUCCUGUCCCAACAGUUAUAGGAAUAAACACAGUAGAGGGUCUAUCAAGCAUACUGGACUAUGAAACAGUGACCAAUCAAAUGAACAGAAUAGAAAAUGAAGAUUUCUCAACACUAGAUCAGAGGAACUUUAUCGUACCACCUGAAGAAAAGGAAGAUUUUAGACAAUUGCUCAAAGACACGUUCUUUACAGAUAUAUCGUCAGAUGAAUCUUUAGUUGGCGGCAUUAUUAAUAUGAACACAGAUUUCUGUUACGUAGGACCUUUAGCGUUAUUUGCUGAACUAUACGGCAAUAAUACGGACUUGUAUCAGUACAUUUUCAGCUACGUUGGUAACAGGAAUCUAGGAAGGUUAUUGACGAACAGUAGCUUGCCAGCAACAUCGCAUACUGAUGAAUUAUUUUAUGUGUUUGAAUUGGAGAGGCUACCGUUAGUAAUGGAUGAGAAUGAUGCAAGGAUUGUGACGUUCAUGACUCAAUUGUGGACGAAUUUUGCGAAAUAUGGCACACCAACCCCAGACACCACGAACGGUGAAUGGCUGCCAUUCCCACAUCAUCUCGCCAUAGAUUUGGAACCGCAAUACGUCGCACCCCUAACUCCAGAGAGGGCGCAGUUUUGGCGCGCACUCUUCCUCAAAUAUGGCGCCGACGUUUGUGGCAAAUGAUGGCAAUACUGUAG